AUGCGGCCACGUUGUCGCCUCGCAGCUGCUUCCCUUUUGACGCUGUUCGUGGUCCUUGGUGGACGCGCUGCAGACGAAUGCGGAACAAGGCCUUUUGUGGAUGACAUAGCCACAGGGACUCGGAUCGUAGGUGGACAUGAUGCUCUGGUUGGGGCAUGGCCAUGGCAAGUUAGUCUUCAAGUUUACCGAUUUGGUGUAGGAUAUCACCAUGUUUGUGGUGGAGCUUUAAUUAAUAACAACACAGUGCUGACAGCAGCACACUGCAUUAAAAAAUGGACGGAUCCAGCUCUUUGGAGGGUUGUAACUGGCUUGCAUCAUAUUUUUCUCCACCAGUCUCAUACUAUAGCUAUCCUGGUCAGAGCUAUCCUGAUCCAUUCUGAUUUCCAGAAGGACACCUAUGAAAAUGAUAUUGCCAUGUUUAAACUUGCAGAUUACAUCAUCUUCAAUGACUAUAUUCAGCCCAUCUGCUUAUUUAAUGCUCCCCGUUUUUUAAUUGACAACAGUGCAUGUUAUAUAACUGGAUGGGGAAGCGCAGAGGAACACGGUAGAGGCAACUAUAUAUUACAAGAAGCUAAAGUCAACGUUAUUCCACUAUAUACCUGUAACAGAUUUGAUUGGUAUGCUGGGUCAGUAGCAUGGAAUAUGAUUUGUGCGGGCUCUGAAAGUGGACAUGUUGAUAGCUGCCAGGGAGACAGCGGUGGACCUCUCUCAUGCAGUUUUUCAAAUGACAGCAAAUAUUAUCUGAUAGGUAUCACCAGCUUUGGUAUUGGCUGUGGCCGACCAAAAUUUCCUGGAAUCUAUGUACGUGUGGGUAAAUACAGAAGUUGGGUAGAUUCAAAUGUUAUUCUAUUUAACAGAACCACAGUGAGCAUUCAGUGUAUUUUCAUCUUUUUGUCUGUGGGAUGGGUAACCUUCCAUCUUAAUCUAUGAAGAGGAAAGCUCUUCUUACAAUGUAGU
Molecule: messenger RNA, 957 nt
Organism: Elgaria multicarinata webbii
Lineage: Eukaryota; Metazoa; Chordata; Lepidosauria; Squamata; Anguidae
Product: transmembrane protease serine 12-like
Exons: 5
Coding region: 1-930 (309 amino acids)
Biological process (GO): proteolysis
Molecular function (GO): serine-type endopeptidase activity
Source: RefSeq, a predicted model, not a curated record